Molecule: messenger RNA, 708 nt
Organism: Penicillium bovifimosum
Lineage: Eukaryota; Fungi; Ascomycota; Eurotiomycetes; Eurotiales; Aspergillaceae
Product: CDP-diacylglycerol-serine O-phosphatidyltransferase
Exons: 5
Coding region: 1-708 (235 amino acids)
Biological process (GO): phospholipid biosynthetic process
Cellular component (GO): membrane
Molecular function (GO): phosphotransferase activity, for other substituted phosphate groups
Source: RefSeq, a predicted model, not a curated record
AUGUCUCGUCGGACCAUGCCAUCGAGCGCCAGCAGCGAUGUCCCACCUUCAGGUGAUGGAGGCCAGGCAAAGCAGAAAAUGCUACUUGCCGAAGACCAUGGUCAUUUCAGCAUCGUGAAGGCCAUGCAUCUGGCUGAUUUGAUUACUGAAAUGAAUGUCAUGUCGGUCUUCUCGUCCAUGCGUUACUGCCUCGGAGAGCCAACUGAGUAUGGCGCUCUUUGGGCUGCCCUCGCAUUCAUGCCUUUCGGUCUGUUCUUCGACUUCAUGGAUGGCAAGGUGGCCAGGUGGCGCAAGAAAUCGUCUCUCAUGGGACAGGAACUUGACUCGCUAGCGGACUUGAUUUCCUUUGGCCUCGCUCCCGCCUCUGCCGCAUUCGCUCUUGGUAUCCGGACCUCGGUGGACCAUGUCCUCCUCACUUUCUUUGUUCUCUGUGGUCUGACUCGCCUCGCCCGGUUCAACGUGACUGUUGCCGUUCUCCCGAAGGAUAAGACCGGCAAGUCCAAGUACUUUGAAGGCACACCCAUUCCGACCACCCUGUCGAUCGCUGCUUUCAUGGCCUACUGGGUCUCUCAAGGCUGGACUCACGAGAACAUCCCUCUUGGUCUUUUCGCGGAGGGUACCAUCUUCGAAUUCCACCCUAUUGUUCUUCUGUUUGUUCUGCAUGGAUGCAUGAUGGUCAGCAAGACGAUACACAUUCCUAAGCCAUGA